Molecule: messenger RNA, 2320 nt
Organism: Arabidopsis arenosa
Lineage: Eukaryota; Viridiplantae; Streptophyta; Magnoliopsida; Brassicales; Brassicaceae
Source: the annotation of a GenBank genome assembly
CUUCAUGGUAGAGUUCGAUUUUAAUUAACCCUCCAAGUGUUCGAUGAAAUGUCUGAGAGAGUUGUAAUUGGGUUGAAUGUUAAUUUUUUGAUGUCGUUUGCAGUACUAUGGAUGUGGCAACAUUUAGUGUGUACUACGGUGGGAAUUGGGUGACUAGUGAAGAUGAGGAGGAUGCUUAUAUCGGUGGAGAGGUGAAGAUAGUAGAGUGUAAACCGGAGGAAUUUUAUACAAAAUUAGGGUCUGAACUGGGUGAAGCAUUUUAUGGGAAGAAAGUGUCCUAUAAUUACCCUUAUGAAGACAGCAAGGAGAGAAAGCUAUUGUGUGAGAGGGAUUCUAGUUUGAAGAAGAUGUGUGAUGGGGCUCGAUGGGUGAAGUUUGUUAAUGUUUAUCUAGUUGAUUCUGAAGGAGAUGAGGAGAUUGGUGCUGAACCUUGUGAGGAAGAGCUGAGAGUAGAAAGAAAUGUGGCUAACUUUAUUGAUGAGGAUGAUGAUGAACAGUUUGAUUAUCAUAAUACUCCUCCAAAUUCUGACGAUGAAGGUAGAGAGGAAGAUGAAGUAAAGGAGGAUGGAACAUCAAGCAAAACAGAUGGGGGAAAGACAAGUGUGAAGCUAUUUGUGGAGUAUAAGACAGUGAAACUCCUUGAUGGAUAUUGCAAGAUAUUGAAGUCAAGAGUGAUUGCAAAGUUGUUUCUAGAUGACAUAAGGUCUGAUCCUGACUUUAAACCGAGGACAAUUGAAGAGAAUAUUCUGAAAAACUGGAAUCUCGUUGCCACAAUAGACAAGUGUAGAAAAGGGAAGAAGAUAGCAUUGGAAAUCAUUCAAAAAGAGCAUGAAGAGCAGUUUUAUAGGCUUAGAGACUACAAAGCUGAGCUGCUACGUUCUAACCCUGAAUCCACCGUGGAGUUAAACACAAUUUUAGACGAUGAUGGAUCUGAAAUCUUCCAUAGAUUUUAUGUGUGUUUUGCAAAUCUCAGAAAACAAUGGUGUACAUGGUGUCGUCCCAUCUUUGGACUUGAUGGCUGUUUCCUCAAAAGCACUCUUAAAGGACAGUUACUAGCAGCAGUUGGUAGAGAUGCAAACAAUGGAAUGUAUCCCUUUGCUUGGGCUAUUGUUGAUGUUGAAAACGAAGAUAAUUGGACAUGGUUUAUACAGAACAUCAAGAAGGAUUGUAAAAAUCUUCAAGAUGGUCAGGGGUAUACAGUUAUAUCUGAUAGACAAAAGGGUUUGAUUAAUGCUGUAGACAGAGAACUGCCCAAGAUUGAACACAGGAUGUGUGCUAGACACAUAUAUGGGAAUUUGAAGAAGCUUUUCCCAAAUUCAAGUGAAAUGAAAGGGCUAUUUUGGAGUGUUGCUGAAAGUUGCAUUUUGUCAGAGUAUGAAGCUAAUCUGGACAGAGUUAAAGCUUAUGAUAUCCGCCUCUUUGAAGCAAUAAUGCAGAGGAAUCCAGCCAAUUGCAGUCUUGCUUUCUGCACACCCACGGCUUCUUGUAUAGAUGUGCACAACAACAUUUCGGAGUCAUUUAACAAUGCCAUUGAUCCUUCAAGAUAUUAUCCAAUGGUUGAGAUGCUAGAGAUAAUCCGGAGAAGAGCUAUGCAGCGUAUAGAAGCAAGGAAGAAGAAGGCUGAAGAUCACAAAGGAAGAUUCACUAAAAGAGCCACUGCAUUCAUAGCUGAAGAACAAACAAAGCUAAAGUUCACCAAGUAUGUGUCCGGCUCAUCAGAUGGAAGGUGUGAGGUUCUUGAUUGUGGAAAAUCUGUCAGCUUGCACAUGGGAAUGAGGACUUGUGCAUGUAGGAAGUGGGAGAUGAGUGGACUACCUUGUCGUCAUGCAUUGAGGAUCAUUAAUAAGAAGAAGCUUAACUAUGAAGACUACACAUCUGAAUGGUACUCCAAUGCAAAGCAGAAUCAUAUUUAUUCUUCCUCAAUAGAACCAGUCAAUGGUUUACGAUUUUGGAAGAACUCUGGCUCUGUGAUCAAGCCUCCUCCUGCUUUGGUUGAAGAGAUUCAGAACACAAAAGGAAGAAAACCGAAGCCUAAGAGGAAGAAGGCAAGACAUGAAUCUCCAACAAAAAAAGCUUCAAGAAAGAAGAGGAUUAUGCAUUGUGGACGAUGUGGAGAAGCUGGCCAUAAUGUUACCAAGUGCAAGAAUCCGGUUUCAGAGAAGAAUAAGUCAAAGAAGAAAACUCCAAUAGAUGAUGGAUUAGACUCGCUUACUCAAACUCAAACAACACAAGAUCAGGAGUGAUAAUUCUGUGGGAUUUAGAGGAUGCGGCAAUGUGAUGUUUUGGUUUGUUUUUGGAGAAAGCGGUAUUCUAGAUGAUA